GCAGCCACAGCUGGGCCAGGCUGCCUGACCACACACAGCCAGUCGGCGGUGGUGCCCACAGCUGGCUGCCAGCUAAUUACUUGUCACUGGACUCCCAUGGACAAACUCAACUCUCCUUUUCCUGCAACAUGAGAGAAGACCAUGAAUGAGCCACUCGACAGUUUAGCCAAUGCCUCUGGUUUCCCCGACGACUCAGCCACUUUGGGGAAUUGCACGGACGAGCAGACCUCACUCAAGAUGCACUACCUCCCCAUUAUCUACAGCAUCAUGUUCCUUGUGGGCUUCCCAGGCAAUGCACUGGCGAUUUCCACAUACGUGUUCAAGAUGAGGCCCUGGAAGAGCAGCACCAUCAUCUUGUUGAACUUGGCCUGGACAGACCUGCUGUAUCUAACCAGCUUUCCUUUCCUCAUUCAUUACUACGCCAGCGGUGAGAACUGGAUCUUCGGGGAUUUCAUGUGCAAGUUCAUCCGCUUUGGUUUCCAUUUCCAUCUGUACAACAGCAUCCUCUUCCUCACCUGUUUCAGCGUCUUCCGAUACCUUGUGAUCAUUCACCCGAUCAGCUGCUUUUCCAUUCAGAAGACCCGAUGGACGGUGGUGGCCUGCGCUGGGGUGUGGGUCAUUUCUCUGGUGGCCGUCAUGCCCAUGACCUUCUUGAUCACAUCAACCACCUUGGCCAAUAGAUCCGCCUGUCUCGACCUCACCAGUUCUGAUGACCUCAUGGCUAUCAAAUGGUACAAUUUGAUUUUGACCGCCACCACUUUCUGCCUCCCCUUGGUGAUAGUGACACUUUGCUACACAACCAUUAUCAACACCUUAAGUCGCGGACCUCAGACACACAGCUGCCUUAAACAGAAAGCUCGAAGGCUCAUUGCCCUUUUGCUUUUCGUAUUCUAUGUGUGCUUUUUACCCUUCCAUAUCCUGAGGGUCAUUCGGAUUGAGUCUCGCCUGCUUUCCAUCAGCUGCACCAUGAAGAGACUCAUCCAUGAAGCUUACAUCGUUUCUAGACCAUUAGCUGCCCUCAACACCUUUGGCGACCUGUUACUGUAUGUGGUGGUCAGCAGUAAUUUUCGGCAGGCCAUCAGUUCCGUCGUGAGAUGCAGGCGAAGUGGGGACCUCGAGCAAGCAAAGAAAGCCAGUUGCUCAAACAACCCUUGAGAGGCUUCCUUAUCACAACAACACAACCCGCAAAAGCCUGACAUACCAUCUACAACUUCUGAGAAGUUCAGAAUAUCUCCCGCAGUGGAGCUCCAAGUGACUAUCAUGGCACUCAGACAAUUAUGAGCCAGUGCCAAUGACUGGGUUACUAAGAGUUCUCUGCAAUGUUUAUUGAUGCCAUCCCUUUGGUAGAAAUUAGAGUUAGAUGCCCACUUGUGUCAGUAAAGGAUCUACAGGAUUAUAAACUAACGAAACUUGGAGCAUUCUACUCCCAUCAACUCAUUGGAUCUGCAUGGACACUGGUGUUGUUCAUACAUUCGUUCUAGAUCUCUCAGUAAAUUGGUGGCAAUACAGGUAGGAAAGGCAAACAAGAAUGGAACAAAACCAAGGAAAAGAAUCAUUUCAUCAGACAUUAUGACCCAUUUUAUCAAAACCCUAGAUUAUUUAAAGCAUGACUUGUAUCUUUCUCAGCAUUUUUCCCCAUCUCCUAUCUUUACAACAAUUUUUUUUUUUUGCUUUGAAAUUAUUGUCCUGGUAUUUUCACCUGGGUUUCAGUUAGCUUUGUACACUGAAGCAAGACACUAAAAUAUGCUUGAAAUAAUUCAAGGAUGGAGCUGGAGAGAUGGCUUAGUGGUUAAGGCACUUGCCUACAAAACCAGAAGACCCAGGUUCAAUCCUCUACUACCCUGUAAGCCAGAUGCACUUGGUGGUACAUGCAUCUGGAGUUUGUUUGCAGUGGCUAGAGGCCCUAGUAUGUCCAUUCUCUUUCUCUCCCCUCCUCACAAAUACAUAAAUAAAUAAAUAAAUAAACAAUUAAGGACAUUAAUGCAAAUUACCGGCCAGAUAUUUGGAGAAUUAUGUCUUUAUUAUUGUAGACCCUCUUAAAAGUUGUUGAUUUAUAAAAAUUUUCAAGCUUUCUUAGAAGUUAUUCACAUGCCCUGGGGAAGGUUGAAACAGACGUACUUUCAAAUAUCAUGUAUGCAUUGGAUAUUCUAAUUCUAUAAUUGUUUUGAUCUAUGGGAAAACACCCCAGGAAACACUAGUUAACUUUUAAUAUCUUGAUCUUUUAUGGUUCUAAUGAAAAUAUGUGU
Messenger RNA from Jaculus jaculus (lesser Egyptian jerboa), 2246 nucleotides. It is a transcript of the gene Oxgr1, whose product is annotated as oxoglutarate receptor 1. Gene Ontology annotation, cellular component: plasma membrane. Gene Ontology annotation, molecular function: G protein-coupled receptor activity. NCBI's taxonomy places the organism in Eukaryota, Metazoa, Chordata, Mammalia, Rodentia, Dipodidae. Bases 142 to 1155 code for a protein of 337 amino acids. The record is from RefSeq and is a predicted model, not a curated record. Gene Ontology annotation, biological process: G protein-coupled receptor signaling pathway. The transcript is spliced from 2 exons.